Molecule: messenger RNA, 2646 nt
Organism: Miniopterus natalensis
Lineage: Eukaryota; Metazoa; Chordata; Mammalia; Chiroptera; Miniopteridae
Gene: DHX32
Product: DEAH-box helicase 32 (putative)
Cellular component (GO): spliceosomal complex; intracellular anatomical structure
Molecular function (GO): helicase activity; RNA binding
Source: RefSeq, a predicted model, not a curated record
UUUGCACUAUCUUUCAGCUCCAGGUGGAGUUAGUUUUUUGUACCAACUCUUAGACUUUUGAUGUCGAGAACACCGUUAUUUUGAGGACUUGGGGCUCCUGCCGUCGGUGCUGUGCUCUGGUGCUGUGUGUACUUGCUCAGCAUGAUUCAGUGACAGUCGUUGAGCGUGUGAACAGUGCCGAGUGAGCCAGCACCGGGAGGAACCAGCGGACUAGAUCCCGCAGCAGGAGCCGAUCCGGUUGGAGGGAUCCAGCAUCUGGUGCCUGCACUGCUGUCCUGGAGGUCGGGGCCUCUGAGCUCUCGCACCCGCAGACCUCCCACCCGGGGGCACCUGGACUGUGGGAUGCCGGCCGCCUGAGCCCCUGCAGACAAGAUGGAAGGGGAAGAGCUGGCCUGCCCCGACUCGCCCUCGGAAAAGCGCUACUUCCCCGAGUCCCUCGAUUCCAGUGAGGGCGAGGAGGGCGUUUUGGCCUGUGAGGAUUUGGAACUCAACCCUUUUGACGGAUUGCCGUUCUCAUCACGUUAUUAUAAACUUCUGAAAGAAAGAGAAGCUCUCCCAAUAUGGACAGAAAAAUACUCCUUUAUGGAGAACCUGCUUCAGAGUCAAGUCGUGAUCGUGUCCGGAGACGCCAAGUGCGGCAAGAGCUCCCAGGUGCCGCAGUGGUGUGCCGAGUACUGCCUCUCGGUCCGCUACCAGCACGGGGGCGUCGUGUGCACCCAGGCGCACAAGCAGACCGCCGUCCAGCUCGCGCUGCGGGUGGCGGACGAGAUGGACGUGAACAUCGGCCACGAGGUCGGCUACGUGAUCCCGUUUGAAAACUGCUGCACCAGCGAGACCAUCCUGAGGUACUGUACUGAUGAUAUGCUGCAGAGGGAAAUGAUGUCCAACCCCUUUCUGGGCAGCUAUGGGGUCAUCAUCUUAGACGACAUUCAGGAAAGGAGCAUCGCGACCGAUGUGCUGCUCGGGCUUCUUAAGGGUGUGCUGCUGGCCAGACCCGAGCUGAAGCUGGUGAUCAACACCUCGCCGCCCCUGCUCAGCAAGCUCAGCUCACACUACGGGGACGUGCCCCUUGUGGAGGUGAAGCACACGCAUCCUGUGGAGGUCGUGUACCUGAGCGGGGCCCAGGAGGAGUCCUUUGAGUCUAUUCUGCGCCUUAUCUUUGAAAUUCACCACUCUGGUGAGAAGGGUGACAUUGUCGUCUUUUUGGCCUGUGAACAAGAUAUUGAAAAGGCCUAUGAAAUCGUCUGUCGAGAAGGCUCUAACCCUAACCCAGACCUUGGCGAGCUGGUGGUGGUUCCUUUAUAUCCGAGAGAGAAAUGUGCGCUGUUCAAGCCAAACGACGAGACAGACAGAUGCCAAGUUUACCAGCGGCGAGUGGUGCUGACGGCCAGCUCCGGGGAGUCCUUGAUCUGGAGCAGCACCGUCAGAUUUGUGAUUGAUGUGGGCAUGGAAAGAAGAAAGGUGUACAACCCUCGCAUCCGGGCAAGCUCGCUGGUCAGGCAGCCCAUCAGCCAGAGCCAAGCAGAAACACGCAAGCAGAUCCUCGGCUCGUCCUCAGGAAAACUCUUCUGUCUAUACUCUGAAGAAUUUGCCUCCAAAGACAUGCGGCCCCUUAAGCCAGCAGAAAUGCAAGAGGCCAACCUGACAAGCACAGUGCUUUUCCUGAAGAGGGUCGACAUCGCUGGCUUAGGCCACUGUGACUUCAUGACCAGACCAGCACCGGAAAGCCUGAUGCAGGCUCUGGAAGACUUAGACUACCUGGCAGCACUGGACAAUGAUGGGAAUCUGUCAGAAUUUGGAAUCAUCAUGUCUGAGUUUCCUCUUGAUCCACAGCUCUCAAAGUCUAUCUUAGCAUCCUGUGAAUUUGACUGUGUAGAUGAAAUGCUGACAAUCGCGGCCAUGGUAACAGCUCCUAACUGCUUUUCGCAUCUGCCACGUGGAGCUGAGGAAGCUGCCUUGACUUGUUGGAAGACGUUUUUACAUCCUGAAGGCGAUCACUUUACCCUGAUCAACGUUUACAAGGCCUACCAAGACACGACUUUGAAUUCCACCAGUGAGCACUGUGUGGAGAAGUGGUGCCACGAUUACUUCCUCAACUGCGCUGCGCUCAGGACGGCAGACGUCAUCCGAGCUGAACUCCUGGAAAUCAUCAAGCGGAUCGAGCUUCCCUACGCCGAGCCCGCGUUCGGCUCCCGGGAGAACACGCUGAACAUCAAGAAGGCUCUGCUGUCUGGCUACUUCAUGCAGAUUGCUCGGGAUGUAGACGGGUCAGGGAACUACCUGAUGCUGACACACAAGCAUGUGGCACAGCUGCACCCCCUGUCCAGUUACUCCAUCAGCAGGAAGACGCCAGAGUGGGUACUCUUCCACAAGUUCAGCAUCUCUGAGAACAACUACAUCAGGAUCACCUCCGAAACCUCUCCAGAGCUGUUCGUGCAGCUGGCACCACAAUACUACUUCAGCAACCUGCCUCCCAGUGAGAGUAAGGAUAUUCUGCAGCAAGCAAUGGACCACCUAUCACCCGUUCCCACAAUGAAAGGGGAGCAGACGACGUGUGAGAAGUGCCCUGAAACUACUGAACAAAGGUGCGCCCUGCAGUGACACGUCAGGACCACCUAGAGCGCCACGUGCAAUAAACCCUGAGCC